CGGGAGAGGCGGCCGCUCAGUCGUUUCCUGUAGCGGAAGUACCUAGCGUAGCAAUUAGCCUAGCUUCCUUUUCCUGUCGCUGUGGCCGAGGACCACAACGUGUCCUUUCGAAAUGGCGCUGUACAACUUCAAGAAGAUUAUGGUGGUUCCCACCGCCAAGGAAUUCAUCGACAUCACUUUAUCCAAAACGCAACGAAAGACGCCCACGGUGGUACAUAAGCACUACCAGAUCCAUCGCAUCCGCCACUUUUACAUGCGCAAAGUCAAGUUUACGCAGCAGAACUACCACGACCGCCUGGCGCAGAUCAUCACUGACUUCCCCAAACUGGACGACAUCCAUCCCUUCUACGCUGACCUGAUGAACGUGCUUUACGACAAGGACCAUUACAAGCUGGCCUUGGGUCAGAUCAACAUUGCCAAGAAUUUGAUUGACAACGUGGCUAAAGACUACGUGCGCCUGAUGAAGUACGGCGACUCUCUUUACCGAUGCAAGCAGCUGAAGCGAGCCGCUCUGGGUCGCAUGUGCACCAUCUUGAAGCGACAGAAGUCCAGCUUGGAGUAUCUGGAGCAAGUUCGUCAGCAUCUGUCCCGGUUGCCCAGCAUCGACCCCAACACUCGGACGCUGCUGCUCUGCGGCUACCCCAAUGUGGGCAAGUCCAGUUUUAUCAACAAAGUGACACGAGCGGACGUGGACGUGCAGCCCUACGCCUUCACCACCAAGUCGCUCUUUGUGGGCCACAUGGAUUACAGAUACCUGCGCUGGCAGGUGGUGGACACGCCCGGGAUCCUGGACCACCCCCUGGAGGAGCGCAACACCAUCGAGAUGCAGGCCAUCACAGCCCUGGCGCACCUGCGGGCAGCCGUGCUGUACGUGGCUGACGCGUCGGAGCAGUGCGGACACUCGCUGGCCCAGCAGAUGGAGCUCUUCAACAAUAUCCGACCGCUUUUUGCCAACAAGCCACUCAUCAUGGUGGCCAACAAAUGUGACGUGAAGAAGAUCAGCGAGCUCUCCGAGGACAACCAGAAACUGUUUGCAGACUUGUCGACGGAGGGCAUCCCCAUCAUCGAGACCAGCACGCUGACGGAGGAGGGCGUCAUCCAGGUCAAGAAUGAGGCCUGCGACCGUCUCCUGGCCCAGCGCGUGGACAGCAAGAUGAGGGGCAAGAAGGUCCACGACGUCCUCAACAGGCUGCACCUGGCCCUGCCCGCCAAGAGAGACAACAAGGAGAGGCCGCCGUUCAUCCCGGAGAAAGCGUUGAUGCGCAGGCGAGCCAUGGAAGUGGACGCGCCCAAGCGCAAGCUGGAGAGAGAUCUGGAGAUUGAGAUGGGAGACGACUACGUGCUGGACCUUCAGAAGUACUGGGACCUGAUGAACGACGACGAGAAGCAUGACAAGAUCCCUGAGGUGUGGGAAGGCCACAACAUCGCUGACUACAUCGACCCCGACAUUAUGAAGAAAUUGGAGAACCUGGAGAAGGAAGAGGAGCUGAAAGAGCGCGCCGGCGAGUACGACUCUGACGACGAGAGCGAGGGCGAGGAGAUGCACGAGAUCCGCGUCCUGGCCAAGCAGAUCCGCCACAAGAGGCACCUCAUGGUACUGCAGUCCAAAGAGAAGGAAGUCCAUGGGCCGCGCAUGCCCAGGACCGUCACCAAGGUUGAGCGAAAGAAGUUGGAGAAGGAGAUGGGUGACCUCGGCCUGGACAUGAGCGACAAAAACAACAGUCACUACGCCCAGAAAGCCCGCCAGUCCCGGAGCGUCACCCGCAAACGAAAGCGCGAGGAUUCGGUCACCCUGACGGUUUCCCAGACACGCAGCCAGAGUGCCUCUCGACCUCCUCGAGACCAAUCUGGAUUAAGGGAUGCAAAGAUGAUGAAGAAGACAAAGAAGAUGAUGAAGAACUCCCAGAAGGGCAUGAACCGCCAGGGCAAGAAGGGCGAGGCGGACCGACACGUCUUUGACCUGAAACCCAAACACCUGCUGGCGGGAAAGAGGAAGUCGGGAAGCACCAACCGCAGAUGAACUGGAAGACCGAGUCUGUUUGGACUCUUGCGACGUGUGUAGGAGAGAGAUGCUUCCACCCAACUAUGCUUGGAAUCGACACCAUACCCAAAUCAGAAAAUGAUUAUUUCCUUCUGUGUCCAAAAUUUAACUCAAUUGAUGGUUUUGUGAUUUGUGUCAGAGGUGGCCAAAUGGCUAAAGCUUUUGCCUUGAGUUCAGGAGACUUGGGUUUGAAUCUCGGUUAUUGCUCUUUUUCAUGUGUAAAUGUUCGAUACAGCGGGCGAUGGACUGGGUCGACUAUGUACCAGGCGAAAUGUUAUAUCAUUCGUUGUCAUGAAAUUUUGAUUUCUGAUCUUUAAGGUAUAUGGAUUGACUGACCUACAAAUACAGCAAACCGCUGCAGCUUUUUAAGCUCCACAGAUGGUCUUGUGGUAAAAGCUUUUGCCUUGAGUUCAGGAGAAACAAGUACAAAUGUCACACAUGCCUUUCUGUAAUAUGUACGUAAUAUGUAUGUUUUCACGGGGCGGGACUCAAACCUGACACUCCUGUAUUCCAGAACAAUAUUCUUUUCAGCCACCCUGGCACAGAAACUAAAAUUUUUAGGGUUGGUCAUUCAAUGCACCUGAAAGAUAUAAGCUGUAUUUCCAUGCAGCCCUUCAUGCAAUUGCAUGAAUAAAUAAAUAAAAUGCAAUUGGGACAGUGCUUGGUAUCCCUUAUCAAAUCCUCAACUGAGACUGUCCCGCUUGAA
Molecule: messenger RNA, 2747 nt
Organism: Syngnathus typhle (broad-nosed pipefish)
Lineage: Eukaryota; Metazoa; Chordata; Actinopteri; Syngnathiformes; Syngnathidae
Gene: gtpbp4
Product: GTP binding protein 4
Exons: 17
Coding region: 113-2020 (635 amino acids)
Biological process (GO): ribosomal large subunit biogenesis
Cellular component (GO): nucleolus
Molecular function (GO): RNA binding; GTPase activity; GTP binding
Source: RefSeq, a predicted model, not a curated record